AUGUCGACCUCUACUACCUCUUCCGCACGCUCCACAACUCCUAGCUGCUCGUCGAACCCGACUCAGCCUAUCCAGAUUGGUUUCUCUUCCUCAUCGACAACCAUGACCAGACCUCGCAACACUAGCGAUGCUUCCAUCGUCUUCGGCAGCCCUUCUCCUAAUGGACCCGCUGCUUUCCCUUCCUGGAAACUUGCACGUCCCCAGCUUCCUCAGGGUCCCGCCAGCUCUUACAUCAGUGACGAGGAUCUCUUUGGCGAUGACGAGGUUGCCUACCUGGACGAGGCACCUGAGCCACCUAGAACUGCCGAACAGUGGAUGACCUCCAAGCGCGGCAUGGCCAUGGCUGCAAAUGCAAGCCUGGUCACUCUCGACAGCAGCUGCGAGAGCUACAACAGCUUUGGCUUCAGCAACGGCUACACGCCUAGCAAGCCCAUCAUGAUGAAGAAAUAA
Molecule: messenger RNA, 450 nt
Organism: Aureobasidium musti
Lineage: Eukaryota; Fungi; Ascomycota; Dothideomycetes; Dothideales; Saccotheciaceae
Source: the annotation of a GenBank genome assembly